GUUUUUGUUAUAUCCUUCUUUCUUUUUUUUCCUACUUACAUUCUAUGUUAUACUUUUUCUUUCUAUUUUGUAUUGUCCUUUUCUUUUCGUUUCUUCUUGUCCCUUAAUGAUGGACCUUCAGAUAAUUCGAUUACGCCAAUGGCCACACUCACCACGGUCAAAUUCCAGUUAGGAGUGCGACAUGACAAAUAGACAUUAGUAGGGCAUGUCUAUCGUUCACAGCUGGCGUGUCUCUUUUCGGACGUUCGAAUUGACACCUUCCGUGCGCGAUCGCUCUGAACGCUUCGGCGCGACGUAUUUCGCGAGAUUCCUGCACGCAUAAGCGCCGCAUAUCAGAUCCUAUAUAAAGGAACGUGCGGAUUCCGGCACGAUCUCAAUUGAUAUCCGAUAUUCUGCCGGCGUAGUACCAGUGGGUGACAACUGGCUGCGGAAUCCCCUGAGGAUCACCCUCGUUGGCGAAAUCGUUUCUCGCACUUUAACACUCGCGCCGCGUAUAUUGCGAAAAACAAAAAAGUAGUAUUGUUGAAUAAAGUAAAUUGAAGAAAUUACGACAUAGAUUAUAAAAUUAUAAUCAUUACAUAAAGAGGAAUAUUUGUGUUAUGUGUGCUUGUUAUUUAAAAACUAACAGCAAAGGGGAUAAAAGAUAAUUUAUAAAGCAUUUGCAUCAAAUUGAAUUAAUAUUUGUGCAUAUAAUGUAAUAUAAUAUUUUAAACUAAUCGAAACUCAACCGAUACUCUCAAUAUUGUUGAUACUUUCGAUACUCUUGAUAUUGUAACAUCAAGAAAAAUAAUAUUUCAAAGAUGUUGCUGUCGACUCGAGCUGCCCGAUGCGCUGCUCUUAUGGCCGAACCCGACGAGCUUUAUUCAGAAAGGAUACUCUAUCCACGUAAUACGAGAGCCCUACCAAAAGUACCCGUUGUCGGCGGACAACCCAUCGAAGAAGAAACGUGCAUGGCUUUGAGGACAUUGGUCUUUGGUUCCUGCGCAAGUCCACCUAAGGUUGAAUGGGCAAGAACCGGAUUAACCUUACGACCAUAUGGACAAAAUUUAGCAUUUGGAUUGAGAACGCCCAAAAACACAACGAGAAGCCUCGUCACCGCAGUUCAAGCUGUCAUGCUGAAACAUUUUUUGUUCAAGUGCAACAGGCAGGAUCCUGAAACCUUGUUGAAACCUACAUACGAUCGACAGAUUGAAGUGCUGAUUUCUGCAAUAUCAGAGAUUAUCUGGCGUUGUGCAGGUGGCUUUUCCGUGUCUACAUAUCCAAAUGCCGUCACCAACAAUGUGCCAAAGGCCAUAGUAGCUUUACCGCAAGAUACACCGUAUCUUCAACACAGUGUGCAUUAUUUUCAAGAUGGAUUAACAGAAACGCUGCACCUUUUCGAGUUCAAUUCCUUGGAGGAUCUUGAGAUAUUUGUCAAGAGGUACUUAUACUUGUUUCACGAUGAAGGCGGCCCUGGAGCGAAAUUACUUUUAUAUAGCGCAGUACUUUCAAGAGGCUUUUCAAAAAUUCAAAAUGAUUUAGAAGACCCGAAGGCAGCGAUCCUCAGUGGAUGUCCGGAAGAAGGCCCGAUCAGUAUUAUCAUGAUCGUUUUAACUGGUCGUGCUUCACCGCAUCUUCACAACGGGGUGCUUCAUGUUGGUGAUGAAAAUACAUAUGCUGUACCGCAAUGGGGCGUUCUUAUGAGAAGCGAAGUGGGGUUCUUAGUGCACGAAGGCGAUAACAAUAUAAGCAAACAGCCGGGUUCUCGAUUAAAGACACCUAGUCUACCGAUAUGGGUGUCCCUUUGUCUCGGUCAUUAUGGCGUACUCUUCAACACGAAUCGAGAACUGCUGAGGAAUUAUCAUGCAGAACGGCGGUUCGAGAUACAAUAUUUCACCUGCGGUGGCAGUCACGCUACGUUGACAGUGGAUACUAGGGCAAACGAGGCUUCCGGGGGAUCAGAUGCUGCUGCAACAAAGGAAACCGCGGAUAUCGCCGCGACACCGUUAGAAAAACUUAUUCGAUCCAAGUGGCAGGAUGCCGUCAUACAAUGGAACGGAACGCCGGUGAUGUGAGGUGAACGAAAGGAUGACGACCAGACCCGCUCUUCCGUGUUAGCCCGUGUAUCCGUGAUUCCGCGUGAUGCUAAUCGAUCAGCGCUUAUCGCUACGCACGCUUAUCCCAGGCUUCUAAUUAUCUUUAACGAUAUAAGUAGAAAUUAUAUGUGUCGCAAUAUCAGACAUUCCAUAACUUUAAAUGUGUGAGAAAAUUCUUCCGGCGCUUUCGUAGUACAGUAGGCAUUUGUAUAAUGGCCAAGAAGCUUUUGUGAAACAUUUUAAUUGCCAAUAAAUGGCUGUGUUAAUGGAUCAUUAUCUGGUACUAAACUAUGUAAUGUAAGAAAAGAAUAUGUUCCUGUAAUUGUUACAUUUAAUAUCGUACUUGUCUACAAUAAAUACUUAGGAAAUCGCAA
Solenopsis invicta (red fire ant) is the source of this 2449-nucleotide messenger RNA. RefSeq names its product inactive ubiquitin carboxyl-terminal hydrolase MINDY-4B. Bases 801 to 2054 code for a protein of 417 amino acids. The record is from RefSeq and is a predicted model, not a curated record. Gene Ontology annotation, biological process: protein K48-linked deubiquitination. Gene Ontology annotation, molecular function: K48-linked deubiquitinase activity; cysteine-type deubiquitinase activity. Lineage: Eukaryota; Metazoa; Arthropoda; Insecta; Hymenoptera; Formicidae. The transcript has 10 exons.